Moneuplotes crassus is the source of this 990-nucleotide messenger RNA. Lineage: Eukaryota; Ciliophora; Spirotrichea; Euplotida; Euplotidae. The record is from the annotation of a GenBank genome assembly.
UCUUGUUGCAAAAAAAGAUGAUGUAUAAGUUUGAAAAUCAUAUGGAUAUUCCUCAGAUAGAGGCAUUCGCAACUCUUGAGGGCCAUACAAACUCUAUAGAUGCAGUGAAGGUAGAUCCCACUGGUGGUAAGAAGUUUAUCAGCGGUUCUCAUGAUAGAACUAUCAAAAUUUGGGACUUAAAUACCUUAAAAUGCAUCAAAACUACAUCAGAAGACAGUAAAGGAAUCUGGUGCCUUGAUUAUUCCCCAUCAGGGAAGGAGAUCUUAUCCUCCUCUGGUUCAGGUGUCUGCAAAAUCUGGGAUGCCAAAACUGGAAAGGCCACUGAAAAACUAAGUGCGCACAAAGGAAGCACUUACUGGGGAGCUUACAGUGAAUCAGGAAAUCUCAUGGUGACUGGAGGCUUUGAUAAGACAAUUUAUGUCUGGAGUCGCAAGAAGACAUCAAAACCUGCUCUAAAAUUGAUCGGGAACCAAUCUAAAGUUAGAUGUGUAGGAUUCUUUAACGAUGAUAAAUACAUCUUAAGUACCUCUCAAGGAGGAGAAAUCACUAUAUUUGACGCAAAAACUGGUGAUAUAGUUAGCCAACAGAUUUUCUUUGGUGAAAGAGAAGAACUCGAAGGGAACAUUUCCUAUUGUGGAAGAGCCAUGAGAAAGAUUGGGGGAGGAUGUCAGUUCAUGACCACCCACCAAGACUGAGUUGCAAGAUCAUGGGAGUUCAGCCCAGAUGAUAAAGAGUUCAAACAAUUAGACACCUUUAUUGGCCAUUCUGAUACAGUGAGAUAUGUCGAUUUUUCUCCUAGCGAGAGCAGAUGUGUCACUGCUUGCGAAGAUCACUCUUUAAGAGUUUGGGAUAUGGAAAGUCAGAAAGGAGAGUAUCUUCUUGCAGGCCAUCAUGAUUUCGCAUCAGCAGCUGAUUUUGUUAACGAUAAUAUUCUCAUCAGUUCUUCUUGGGAUCAGACCCUUAAAAUAUGGAAAUUAAAUGAAUAAUUUG